UGUCUUACAGACACCACAAUAACCCGCAUACCAAAACCUCCCAGUCACAACUGGGAGGUUUUGGUUGGUGUUCUGGCCGUAGCCAUCUCCGUCUCCCUUCUCCUCGCCCUUCUUGCCAAAUGUCAGGUGGUCCGGCGUUACCUGGCCAGCUACAGGCACACGCGCCUGAGGGAGCCCGAUACCAUUAGCCAUUCUGACUCUUCAGGCAUGGAUGUAGAGUUUGAUAUGCGCAGGGGACGAAUGGACCCUCACUGCCUCCCCCCUGUGAGCGAGGAGGAUGACGACGGCUUCAUUGAAGACAACUACAUCCCGGCCAGUGAGCGAGCCCGGGCUGAGAGAGCAGCCGAGGACAUGGAGGAAGACACAGAAGAAGAGAUGGAUGUGAUUGAAUUCAGCAUCACUUAGACUCAUGUGGUUGGUUGGUUGGUUGGUUGAGCCAGAAACCUCCCGGACACCAUUUCUACUCCAUUGUUUGUCUUUUCAGUUGGUGUGAAUGUUUUUCAAAUUAAUUAUUACACAUGCCGUCUAGUUUGGAAGGUCUGAAUGUGAGCUCUGAAGGACCAUUAAAUUCACAUUGCUGACAGUUUCAAAAUAUUUGAAAGAGCAUGCAAACAUGUAAAAGUCAAAAUCAGCAAGAGAGAAGCACUGGCUAUCUUGAAACAUCGCAAGAAGCAAAUAUUUAAUCCCCUGAAGUAUUUCUUUACAUUUCCAACAUAUAUCCAAUGAUAUUUAGCUACAUAAGUAAUUUUUGGAACAUGGCUGCUUUCCAUUUGUACUCGCAAGUCAGAAUUUUCAAAAACCACUGGAGCGACCAAGGCAUAGUGAAUUAUUUAAAAGUUGAAGGUUUCUAACUGACAGUGAUCUCAAAAUCAUUUAUGACUUUCUUGAACUUAUAAAAGCACAGCUAAUCUGCCUGGUAGUUUAAAACUUUUACGCAGCAAUUUAUUUCUUUCACUAGCAACAAAACAAGAAAGUAUUUUAACAAUGACAGCAGUGGGAUUCUUUUAAGUGUUCUGAUUUUUGCACAGUGAAACUUUGAUUCUUUGUUUUUAUGGUACAGAAGUGGCAGUUUUUGACAUGUCAGGAGCUCAGUGCCCAACAUAUCAAUAUUUUUAAGGUUUUAAACUGUUUUGAGAUGUAGGCUACAUAUAUUGGCGCGGGACUGAAUGUGUUUUUGGUUGCAUUUCGGGUGGCAAACUAGGUUAGAAUAUAACCAAGAAGGGUUAUAUUUUAAAAAAGAGAUCACAGUAGCCUACACUAAAGAUGGAUUUCAUGUCACUAAUCUGUCUCUGAAAUCCCACAGCUUCUUAAACUGUUAACCAGCUGUAUAAACAUUAUUUUCUAUUACACUUUUCCUUCUGCUUAAAUUUCCAAUGUGGCACUUUGCUUGAAAAUUGUCAGGUCAACAGACAGUUCAUAAUAUGGCCAUAACCUAAAACAGCUUUUUUAACAGACACAUUUUGUAAGAAAAUGAACAUUGUCUUCUGA
Poecilia reticulata (guppy) is the source of this 1488-nucleotide messenger RNA. NCBI's taxonomy places the organism in Eukaryota, Metazoa, Chordata, Actinopteri, Cyprinodontiformes, Poeciliidae. The record is from RefSeq and is a predicted model, not a curated record.